AAAGUGAGCCACACGAGACCGACUGCGUUAGUCUUGGGCGAGUGUUCGCAGCAGAGAGCAAGCUCCAAUAUCAGUCAUGGACUGAGCACCAAAGCGAAGACAACGUACUACUACCGACAUGGAGGCUCUCAAUAAAAAGCAACAGUGCGAGAAUGAGGAGGAGGCGGGGCCUAUGAUCGGCCUGGAAGAGGUGAAAACGACCAUAGGGAAGGUCAAGAGUGUCUCAGAUCUCACGAAAGGCUCCAACAAAGCCAUCUUUGCGCAGAGUCUAGUUGCCGGAGCGGUAUUUUUACUCACUGCAGGAUGCGGAAUGCCCAUUGGCUUUUCCGCAGUACUUCUGCCCCAGCUUCAGACGCCAAACAGCACAAUUCCCACCUCAGAAGAAGUAGGAUCCUGGAUUGCCAGCAUCCACUCGGCCUCGACGCCCAUCGGCUCCCUGCUGAGCGGCACCCUGAUGGAAAACUGGGGCCGCCGCAACACCCUUCGCCUCAGCGUGCUGCCCUUCCUCGUUGGCUGGAGCGUGCUCGCCUUCGCCGGCGGCCACGUCCUCAUCUUUAUCGGCCGCCUUUUCUGCGGCCUGGCCGUCGGUUUGGCCGCUGCGCCUUCGCAGGUCCUGCUGGGUGAAGUGGCUGAACCAAAGCUCAGAGGAGUUCUUGUCGGUGCUCCGUUUGCAAGCUACUCUCUAGGCAUUUUGAUCGUUUACACGAUGGGCUCGAUGUUGCCAUGGAGAACCGUGGCCGGUCUGUGUGCGAUUUUGCCCAUAUUCGCCCUAGUGGCUUUGAUGAACCUUCCUGAGAGUCCACCCUGGCUGGCCAAGGUGGGUCGCGGUCAGGAAGCACUUAGAGCGCUGACCUGGCUGCGGGGCGGCCAAAUGGCGCAGGCUAGAAGUGAACUUGCCGUUUUGGCUAAUCGCAGGGAGCAGGAAGAGAAGGAUGCUUUGGCGAAGCAGAAAAACAGACGGAUAUCUUGGACCAACUCGUGGCGGCAGUCUCCGAUACUGUCCAGGUUGGUCCUCAAGCCCUUGAUCGUGGUUAACGUGUUCAACAUCGUGCAAAUCUUGUCUGGCACGUACACAAUCAUCUUCUACGCGGUGGACGUGUUGCAACAAGCCGAGGGCGGCGCCGAGACGGACCGCAAGGCAGAACUGGAGACCGCGGUGCUGACAGCUCUCGUCCGAACAGUCAUAACAGUCCUGGCCUGCCUGCUUUUGCUCAAGGUUGGCCGAAGACCACUGGCCAUCAGCUCUGGUUUAGGUUCGGCAGCUGCUGCGGUGGCUUUGGGCUGUUGGCUGUACGUGGCACCGGCCCCAGGCACCCUGCCCUGGCUGCCAUCCACCUUGGUCAUUCUCUACGUCGGCUGCAACACAUACGGAUUCUUCGUCCUGCCCGGACUGAUGCUGGGAGAGAUGCUGCCGGCGCGGGCCCGAGGACCAGCUGGCGGUCUCACCUUCGCUGUGAUCAACACGACCCUGUUCAUCACGACCAAGAUGUACCCGUGGGCCGUGCACGUGCUUCAUCCGCACGGCCUAUUUUUCUUCUUUGGCCUGUGCGCUCUACUCGGCACCCUCUUUGUGUACCUGUUUGUGCCGGAAACCAAGGGUAGAACUCUCUCAGAGAUUGAAGACUAUUUCAGUGGAAGCAAUUUGAUCUGGCAAACGAGAGUAAAGGAGCCGGCCAAUGGCUCCGUUUAACAAUUCCUCUAGCAAAUUGAGGCAAGCAAAAUCUUUGAAAUGAAUCAUUAGUUAACAUCCUGGAUGAAUGUAUGGUAUAUAUCACAAUAUAUAAAUUAUUCUUCAUCAAUUUUAGAAGUUGCAAAUACUUUUAAUUAUUUAUGCUGAUCAUUUAUUUCAUUGAUUCGUCUUGUUGACUGCUUCACAAACGUUGUAAUAAUUGUGGCUAUAUUAAAUAGCUUUUUCUGGAAAGGAAAAAACGAAAAAAUAUUUUGUAAUGUGACUUUAAUGACCGCAAAAAGUAUUUUUGUGCUUGAAAAAUAAAUUCUUUAAAAUUAAAA
Cloeon dipterum is the source of this 2010-nucleotide messenger RNA. Its product is annotated as facilitated trehalose transporter Tret1-2 homolog. Gene Ontology annotation, cellular component: membrane. The record is from RefSeq and is a predicted model, not a curated record. Gene Ontology annotation, biological process: transmembrane transport. The transcript has 7 exons. Gene Ontology annotation, molecular function: transmembrane transporter activity. Bases 119 to 1690 code for a protein of 523 amino acids. NCBI's taxonomy places the organism in Eukaryota, Metazoa, Arthropoda, Insecta, Ephemeroptera, Baetidae.